AUAAUAGUGGUUUUUAAGAAAUUUUUAACAAUAAAAAAAUCAAAUCAAAUGAAUGUUUAAAAAUGAACAAUAACAAGCAAAUUGAACAAGUUAAAUCCAUAGUAUUGGAAAGCUAUGGGGGGUAUGAUAAAAUACAAAUAAAACAAUGGACACUUGAUGAAUUUGGAUCAUCAGAUGUCCGCAUAAAAGUUCAAUUGUGUGGUGUUAACUUUAGUGAUAUAUAUACAAGACAAGGGUUUCUACGAGAGUUGAAAACUCCUCGGGUGCUUGGUACAGAAUGUUAUGGAACAGUGGAAGCUUUUGGAAAGGAUGUUAAACAUUUACAAUGCGGUGAUCAUGUAGUAUGCUAUGUUUGGACAGGCGGUCUUUAUAGAGAAACAGUAAUAGUUCCAGCUAAUAAUUGUUUUUUAGUUCCUGAGAGUAUUUCUGGUCAAGAUGCAAUUGCUUUACCUGCUAAUUAUUUAACUGCAUAUUUAAGUAUUUUUACUAUGGGUAACAUUCAACCUGGCGAUACUGUUCUUAUACAUUCUGUUGGUGGAGGUGUUGGUUGUGCUGCUACUCAAUUAGCAAAAACUAUAAAAGAUAUAACUAUUGUUGGAACUGCUUCUGAUUCUAAACAUGAAAAAUUAAAAUUAAAUGGAGUUUCUCAUGUAUUACAACAUGAUAACUAUGUAACACAAGCUAAAGUAGUAUCACCAAUGGGUUAUGAUUUAAUAAUAGAUAGUAUUGGAGGACCAAAUAUUAAAAUUAGUAAAACACUACUUAAACCUUGUGGCCGUUUAGUGAUCAUUGGUGGUAGUUGUUACAUCAAUGGUGACACAUUAAAUGUUUUCAGAUCAUUGUCUUUGAAAUGGCAAACAAAAAAUUUGGUUCCUGAAACAAUGAUAGAGAAAAAUAUAAGUGUUUCUGGUCUUCAUUUAGGUUUGCUAUUUGAUUCCAACCCAAACAAAAUUCACAAUAUUAUGGAUGAAUUAUUUAAAAUGUUGGAGGAUAAAUUAAUAAAACCAAUAAUCUAUAAAAUCUUACUGUUUGAUGAUGUUAUUGAAGCUCAAAAAAUUUUGGCAGAGAGAAUGAAUACUGGAAAAAUUUUGUUAAAAUUACAUUAAUAACUUGGAAUUGUUAAAAUAAAUUGAAAAUAUU
Sipha flava (yellow sugarcane aphid) is the source of this 1140-nucleotide messenger RNA. RefSeq names its product synaptic vesicle membrane protein VAT-1 homolog. Lineage: Eukaryota; Metazoa; Arthropoda; Insecta; Hemiptera; Aphididae. The transcript is spliced from 6 exons. Bases 63 to 1106 code for a protein of 347 amino acids. Gene Ontology annotation, molecular function: oxidoreductase activity. The record is from RefSeq and is a predicted model, not a curated record.